This is a messenger RNA of Paramuricea clavata, 1029 nucleotides long. The record is from the annotation of a GenBank genome assembly. Lineage: Eukaryota; Metazoa; Cnidaria; Anthozoa; Malacalcyonacea; Plexauridae.
AUGGAAUCAAAUCUCACAACAAAUGUCUCGGCCGCGUCAUAUAAUUCCACAGCAACAAGUCAUAUCAACACAUUCUUCAACAUAUGGUCUGCCGUGUUCUUUAUCGUGUUGUCCCUAAACUUCAUAGGAAAUAUUUUAGUGGUUGUGGUCAUCAUGACAGAAAGAAAGUUUCAUAGCACGAUGAAUUAUCUGUUCGUGAACAUGGCAUUUUCGGAUUUUCUCGCUGGUGUCUUUGCGCUACUUUGGUAUAUCGCAAACUAUGUCGCACCGGAAUGGCGAAGUGACUGGGUCUGUCGGAUCGUCGCUGCAAACUCUAUUACCGUCCUCAGUGGUCUCGUAUCCAUUUUCACCCUAACGGCCAUCACGUUAGAAAGAUACCACGCAAUAUUGAAACCCCUCGAGCACAGAAUGUCUUGGUCUCGUUUCAGGGUAAUCCUCCUAGUGAUCUGGACAUUGAGCAUAACCUUCUCCUUGCCCUAUGUUAUAUUUAUGAAAUUUGUUGAAAGACAGAACAGAAAGAUGUGCAUGUUCCUACUCGGGAAAUGGCAACGGCAACUACUCACCAGUUUGAUGUUCAGUUUUAUGUACGUUUGCCCCAAUAUCAUCAUCUGUGUUGCGUAUGCGAAAAUUGUGAAAUACCUAUGGUUCAACCAAGAGAACAACGAGAUGCAAGAGUCUCAUAAAGCUUUGUUGCGCUCGAGGAAGAAAAUCACAAAAUUGCUUGGCUCCGUCUUGAUCCUUUUCAAUCUUUGUACCUUCCCAAAUUUCAUUGGUGAUUUUAUGCUAAGUUUUGGUGCGGUCGGUUACGGACACGUAUUUCCACAAAUUGUGUUCCUUAUGCAACUUGUCUCAACCUGCGUCAACCCAUUGAUAUUCUUUAUUCAGAGUAAUCAGUUCCGAAAACGACUUUUGGACACAAUUUGCUGCAAGAUCUCGGCAAUAGAACGGUGGUCUACAUUGCGAGGAACAGGAACCUCAACUAAAUCGCAGACAGUAUCGAUAAACCGUCAUUGUCGAACGACAUUGUAA